UAUUGAGAGCUGAAUUGGCACAUUUUGGAAUUAAUUAAUUGUAUUUGCAAUCGGAUAAAAAUAGUAAUAGUUAUCGAAAAAACACUGACUACUAACACUGAUCAAAUAAUCAGCCAGACCAGUAGUCUGUCGCCCCAAUAAUAAGUUGAAUUAUUGUCAGAAAAAAAUUGCUUUUAAUACUUAAGUCAUUUAAUAUCAGAUGUUAUACCACAUUUACCCAAGUACUAUUCGUACUAACGCUUUAAAGAAAAAAAAAACAUAUUUCUGUUUGUGUUUUACUCUAAAAUUGAAUUAUAGUACAAUAGAAAAACCAGUAACAACCAGUGGGUUCCCCAGGCUGGUGUCACACACUGGGCCUAGUUUAAAACAUUACAGAGUAUUAAUUAUUUGUAAAAUAUACAAAAUAUGCAAAAUAGUUUAGCAUUCCUUCUAUAGUUGAAUGGUUGGCUCUGUUUUUCAAUAAACAUUCAGUAAAAGUAAAGAAGAGAAAUAUACACUUCAAGACAGAAGACUCACAAGAAGAUUUUGACAGCUGACAAAUGGAAUAAGUUUUUUUUUCUUUCAUAAAAGCAAGAAGUUAAUUUGACUUAAAUGCUCCAGGCUGAUUGUAAAUCAGUAAAAAAAUUAAAAAAAGAAAAAAAGAAAAGAAAGAAAAAGAAAGAAAGAAAAAAAAACUAAUAAUAAAUGUUAUUUUUUUGUAAAAUCUCUGGUGUAAUGUAAUUACUGUAACACAUUUUCCUUCCAUAGGGACGAAGAACCAAUCAAGAUCGAAUCCUGUAGGAAAACAAACGCUCUGAUUCGCUGAGACGCAGCACCGGUUUCAAGGCGCCCUGCGUUCUGUCGGGGGGGUCUUGUGAAUGGAGGGGGCGCCUGGAAACCGGUGGAAUCUGCACGGAGCGAGCAGAGCGAGCCCCUGGACUCCAACCGCUCAGCAUGUGAACCGACGCCGUGUGGAAAGUCAAGUCGGAAAAGCGAUGGAAAUGUGAGACUUUUCAACUUUUAUACGUCUCUUGUUUUGCGCGAAAGUGACCACGCUUAAGUUUUCAACGCGCUGGACUGUCUCGGGUUCGCUUUAGUUCGAGAAAAUGGGACUCUGAGUGUGAUUUUCACCCGGCUGGGAGUGAGAGUGGACUGCUUGGAGUCACUUACAAAGACCAUCAAGAAGUCAUGACACGACGAACGUUUCAUUUGGAUUUAUCUUCAUAAAAUACGAGGGGAAAGACAAUUGCGGCCAUUUCAAGUCGAGUUUCUCGGACAAUGAGAUAAGAGUUGGGACAUUUUCUCAAGAUUUUCUUUGCUUUUGAGCCUUUUUCAAGUCGCCCUACUUGGAUCAAAGUUUUUCCUUCCCUUCCCCCUCCUCCUCAACUAUGGCGGCGGCCAGGUCCACCACUGGCUCCGUUUUGCUGCGGAUCAUGUGGCUGCUGUGCGGGCUGUCCUCGCUCACUUCUGCCCAGCAUUACAACAGUGAAAGCGGGAUAUCUAUACCAGAACACGGGUUUUGCCAGCCCAUCUCCAUCCCGCUGUGCACCGACAUCGCGUACAACCAGACCAUCAUGCCGAACCUCCUGGGCCACACGAACCAGGAGGACGCCGGACUGGAGGUGCACCAGUUCUACCCUCUGGUGAAGGUCCAGUGCUCUGCGGACCUGAAGUUCUUCCUCUGCUCCAUGUAUGCGCCUGUUUGCACGGUGCUGGAGCAGGCCAUCCCCCCAUGUCGGUCUCUGUGCGAGCGUGCACGGCAGGGAUGUGAAGCCCUGAUGAAUAAAUUCGGCUUCCAGUGGCCGGAGCGACUCCGCUGCGAGGCUUUCCCCGUCCACGGAGCCGGGGAGAUCUGCGUCGGCCAGAACACAUCCGAACCCAGCAGCCCAGCCUCCUCGUCUUCCCCCUUUGCACCCGACCCAGUGACCCUUCCCCCAAACAUGGGCCGACCCAACCAACGCCCUCCCCAGCACAGCACGUACCACCAGUUCUCCUGUCCCCUGCAGCUGGAGGUGCCUGCCUACCUGGGGUACCGAUUCAUGGGGGUCAAAGACUGCGGGGCGCCCUGUGAGCCCACCAAACCAACGGGCAUCAUGUAUUUCCGGGAGGAUGAGGUGAAAUUCGGCCGACUGUGGGUCGGGAUCUGGUCCAUUCUGUGCUGUGUGAGCACCUUAUUCACGGUGCUCACAUAUUUGGUGGACAUGAGGCGGUUCAGGUACCCCGAGAGGCCCAUCAUCUUCUUAUCUGGGUGUUACUUCAUGGUGGCGGUCGCCUAUGCCGCUGGGUUUUUCCUGGAGGACAAAGUUGUGUGUGUGGAUAAAUUCAAGGAUGACGGCUACAGGACGGUGGCCCAGGGGACUAAGAAGGAGGGCUGCACCAUCCUCUUCAUGGUGUUGUAUUUUUUUGGUAUGGCCAGCUCCAUCUGGUGGGUGAUUCUGUCCCUGACUUGGUUCCUCUCCGCUGGAAUGAAAUGGGGCCAUGAGGCGAUCGAAGCCAACUCCCAGUACUUCCAUCUGGCCGCAUGGGCUGUCCCAGCCAUCAAAACCAUCACCAUCCUCGCCAUGGGUCAAGUUGAUGGCGACGUCCUGACAGGAGUGUGUUUCGUCGGCAUCUUCAACGUGGACUCCCUCCGCGGCUUCGUCCUGGCUCCCCUUUUUGUCUACCUGUUCAUUGGCACGUCCUUCCUCCUGGCCGGGUUCGUGUCCCUCUUUCGGAUCCGCACCAUCAUGAAGCACGACGGCACCAAGACGGAGAAGCUGGAGAAGCUGAUGGUGCGGAUCGGGGUGUUCAGUGUGCUCUACACGGUACCGGCCACCAUAGUGAUCGCCUGUUACUUCUACGAGCAGGCCUUCAGGGAGCACUGGGAGCGGACCUGGCACAUGCAGACCUGUAAGCGCUUCGCUGUACCCUGUCCGGCUUACAACUUCGCCCCCAUGACCCCGGACUUCACGGUGUUCAUGAUCAAAUACCUGAUGACCAUGAUAGUCGGGAUCACCUCGGGUUUCUGGGUCUGGUCCGGGAAGACGCUUCAGUCAUGGCGGAGCUUCUACAAGCGCCUUAGCAACGGUAACCAUGGAGAGACGACAGUCUGAAGUGCGGAGAGGAGAGUUUGGAUACAGCAACCAUGUAAAUGAGGUCAAAUAGCUUUCAUUUUAAUACUAUUUUGGACAUUUUUAAUCAGAUUUUUUUCGGUGUUUUUUCAAGGUGUGAGAGCAAAUCAGGUUUUGGACCCACACCAAAACUCUAUAUCGAAAGAACCUGGACGAAUUUUUCAUAUACAUCCUUUUUAUUUUUUGUCACUCUUGGCAUUUGCAUUUUUGGAUUAUGUUCGUUGCAAAAGGCCACACAGGUACCUGGACUGGUGAAGUUACUUUUUAAUAUGAAAACUCACUCCAUAUUAUUGAUUAUAUCCUUUUUAAUCUUACAAUUUGAAUGUACUUCCUGUCUACUCCGGUGAGAGUCUCUCACUGGAAGGCACCAUAACAGAAAAAGACUGAUGGGUCUGUCCAUGCUGCAGCAAAAAAGGUCAAAGGUUUGAUCCCCACCGCAGCAGCCACACCCUCUGACUGUGAAUUCAUGAAUUAUGGAUGCCUGGAUUAUACAUGUAAAUUUGAAGUUACUCUGCUUUUAGGUACAGACUGAAAAUCCUUAAAUACGUGUGUUUAGACUUUGCAGAGCACAAUCUCGCCUGUUUUUAAUCCGAGGAAGAACGAAUCAACUCGUGACUCACUCUGCCAUUUAUGUGCCAAGUGGCUGCCCAGAAAUCAAAACAUUUAUUUCAUUUUCUACUUUAAUAAUUUUUCAGUUUUCCAGUCUGUUGUGUAUUUGCGCCUGUAUUGAAUGUUCACUCCGAAGGUGAAUGAAGUUAUGUGUUGGUUUGCACAGCUAUCCUUAAAGUUUAAUAGUGUUAAAAAACAAUGACUGAUUCUCACUACAAGAUGACCUGGAUCAAACAGGGAGAGACCACACACAUGCACGCACACACACACACACACACACACACACACACACACACACACACGGGCCUCCACUCUCUGCAACGAAGACACAACAGCUCAUUGUUUGUCUCUGUGUGUGGUCUCUCGACUGCUGGAUCACUCAUCAAAGACUUUUUAAGCUUUUAAGACACCCAAAGCACCAUUUCAAGGAUCCAGAUUUAAUCCGUACGGGGUGGAAAUGGUUGCUCAGGAUUUUUAACGUUAUUUUAUCCUGGAUUAAGAUGACUGUACACAUUCACGCCUGUAUUCUAUCCACUGUAACUGAAUCUGCCCUACCCCCGUAUAAUUUCUCGUUGAGUGUUGAAUGGUUUUGAUUUUAGAUUUUUAAUGAAUCUUUAUUUUAGGAUACAUCCAAGUUUGAAACACAGAAAAACUGCAUUUUUUCCCCCCUCUCUGUUUGGAAGCAGAAAUCAUAGUAAAUGUUCUAAAUCAUAAAACAAGAAAUCAGGAUUGAGGUCAAGGGUUAUGUGAGAAUAUUUUGUCAUUUUUUUCAUAUUUACUGGGACUGAAUUACUGGUGAUGAUACAGCAGUUUGUUUGGUGUAGUUAAACAUCAAAUUUGCAUCGUAAUGAGAUUGUGAUGUUUUUUUUUAAAUAAAUGGAACCCUUUUAACACAGUAGAAGGGAAACCUGUCAACUAAAUGCUCAUUUUAUUAAAAUAAGCCAAGCCCAAAGUGUUUUUCAGGAUUGAGGCUGUUUGUUUAUGAAAUGUUAUGGUAAACUCAUCACUUUAAAGUCUAGUAAGAAAACACAACACUUUGGAACAGUUAUCAUUCGCAAAAGGUUCGUCAGCGAUUUAGUCCCAUUGUUAAUCAGCUGAUGUGCGCAACGACUGACUUUUUGAACUUGAUCAGAAAUUUUAUUUCUCUGACUCACUGCUCAGAUCAGCAAUUCUUGCCGGGAAACACAAGAUAAAGAUGUUUCCCCCCUGAUUCAGACAGCUUUGAGGCAGAAGUUUUUCUUCCUCUAUUGUAACACAUGUUCUCUAUAUACAUUACAUGUAAACUAUGAAUGGAAACGCCCUGCAGCAACGAGAGAACACUCACUUUAUGACCUGUAUAGACCUGGUGUUCUAGUUAGCCGUAAACAAUCCACUCACACUAAUAGUAGAUAACUGCGUACAACUCUGUGCAGUAUGCUGUUGAAGCAGUUUGUGUACAUGAAAUAUCCCAUUUCACACACAACGAAUGACAUACCUCAAACCCUGGUUAAAGGAUUGAGUAAGGAAACGGGGCAACACUCCACCACACAUGAGUCAUCUCUCGUCCAUCAAGUUUUGACCUAACAAGGCAAAGGUAUUCUGUGAUUGUCUUCAGGCAGCUGAGAUCUGCCCAUGUCAAUGAUACCAGACUGAUGUCUUUGUCUAGUGCUAAGUUUUCAGAAGGAGUAUGAGUGUGGGUUUUUAAUUAUUUUUUUUUUAUUGGAACAUAUGCAACCUACCAAGUUAACGCAGACUGUUUUUUAAAGGCAUAUUGUAUUUAUAGGGACACUCAUUUUUGUCUUUUUUUACUUGUCUUUUUUUUAAUGAGAUAAGCCUGUUGUAUGUGUACAGUUUGAAUAAAAGCGAUAAGGUUUGUAACGCA
Molecule: messenger RNA, 5559 nt
Organism: Acanthopagrus latus (yellowfin seabream)
Lineage: Eukaryota; Metazoa; Chordata; Actinopteri; Spariformes; Sparidae
Product: frizzled-7-A-like
Exons: 1
Coding region: 1368-3071 (567 amino acids)
Biological process (GO): non-canonical Wnt signaling pathway; canonical Wnt signaling pathway
Cellular component (GO): plasma membrane
Molecular function (GO): Wnt-protein binding; Wnt receptor activity
Source: RefSeq, a predicted model, not a curated record